Messenger RNA from Prionailurus viverrinus (fishing cat), 4808 nucleotides. RefSeq names its product insulin like growth factor 2 (gene IGF2). Bases 1075 to 1629 code for a protein of 184 amino acids. The transcript is spliced from 4 exons. The record is from RefSeq and is a predicted model, not a curated record. Gene Ontology annotation, cellular component: extracellular region. Gene Ontology annotation, molecular function: growth factor activity; hormone activity. Lineage: Eukaryota; Metazoa; Chordata; Mammalia; Carnivora; Felidae.
UGGCCCACGCCCGCCCGCGCUCGGCCCGCCAGCGCCUCCACCCGGCCGGCGGCCCCGCGUCUUCGCCGCCCGCCGACACGCUGCUGACUCCCGCCUCGGGCGCCGUCGGCGGGGCCGCGCUCCGCCGGGCCUGCGGAUCCCCGCCGCCUCCUCUUCCAUCUACCUCAACGCCCGCCCCCGCUUCGCCCGAGGAGGCGGUCCCCCCCGCAGGCAGUCCGGCUCGCAGGCCGCCGGCGUUGUCACCCCCCCGCGCUGUCCCCCAGCCCUCCCCGGCGCGCGGCCGGCCGCUCCCCCCUCCUCGCCGCGUCCCGAGCGGCUCGGCGCAGCCACCGCCACCGCCACCCCACCCCCGGGCCCGGGCUCGCGACGGCCGAGGGCUCCGUCGGCCCAAUCCGAGCUGGGCGCCCGCGGCCCGGGCGCCCUUCCGCUCCGCCCCCCUCCGCACCUUCCCCGGCCCUCGACGUCGCGCCCUGCCCCGGCUUCUCUGUGCUCCCCGGCCCCCUCUCCGGCCUCUGGCCCCGGCGCCCGCUCUCCGCUCUCCCGCAGCCUGCCCUUCGCUCCCUCCCGUCCCCCCCGGCUCCUUGCCUCCGACUCCCUCCCCCUCCACGCCCGCCCUCUCGCCUCGCCGUCCCGAAGCGGAUUAAUUAUACGCUUUCUGUUUCUCUCCGCGCUGUUCUCCCCCGCUGCGAGCCUGCCCGCCUCUCGCUGUCCUCUCUCCCUCUCUCGCCCUCUCUUCGGCCCCCCCCCUUUCACGUUCUCUCUGUGUCUCUCUCUAUCUCUGCCCCCCUCUAUCCUUGAUACAACAGCUGACCUCAUUUCCAGAUACCCUUUCCCCCCCUAAAAGUACAACAUCUGGCCCGCCCCAGCCCGCGGACAGCCCGCCCUCCCCAGACGAUCAGACGAGUCCCCCCCCCAAAAAAAAGCCAUCCCCCCGUUCUGCCCCGUCGCACAUUCGGCCCCCGCGACUCGGCCAGAGCGGCGCUGGCACAGGAGUGUCCGGCAGGAGGGCCAGCGCCCGCUGCUCGGUUUGCGAUACGCAGCAGGGAGGUGGGCCGCAGCUGUGCCGGCUUCCAGAUGCCGAUGGGGGUCCCAAUGGGGAAGUCGAUGCUGGUGUUGCUCACCUUCUUGGCCUUGGCCUCGUGCUGCUUUGCUGCUUACCGCCCCAGUGAGACCCUGUGCGGCGGGGAGCUGGUGGACACCCUCCAGUUUGUCUGUGGGGACCGCGGCUUUUACUUCAGCAGGCCGGCGAGCCGCGUGAACCGCCGCAGCAGCCGUGGCAUCGUGGAAGAGUGUUGCUUCCGCAGCUGUGACCUGGCCCUUCUGGAGACCUACUGCGCCGCCCCCGCCAAGUCCGAGAGGGACGUGUCGACCCCUCCGACCGUGCUUCCGGACAACUUCCCCAGAUACCCCGUGGGCAAGUUCUUCCAAUAUGACAGCUGGAAGCAAUCGGCCCAGCGCCUGCGCAGGGGCCUGCCUGCCCUCCUGCGCGCCCGCCGGGGUCGCAUGCUCGCCAAGGAGCUCGAGGCGUUCAGAGAGGCCAAGCGUCACCGUCCCCUGAUCGCCCUGCCCACCCACGACCCCGCCGCCCACGGGGGCGCCUCUCCGGAGGCGUCCGCCAAUCGGAAGUGAGCCAAACUGUCGUAAUUCUGCAGAACAGCACCGUCCACCUGGUGCCCUCCUCCUGACCAGGGGCCGUGUUCCAUCGGGUCCCGCCUCCGACAUCUCCCGGUACCAUUUUCCCUCCGCGGGCUCCCCCACCCCCAGCCCCCGUGCCCCAACCUCCCCAUGUCAGGCUCUUCUCUCCUUGGCCUUCUCCAUCCGGCCAAGGGGAAUGGUAGUAACACCUCUAAAACUAUACAAACUCAAUUGGCGUUAAGUAUCCCCCCAAAUUAUCCCCAAAUCACACGACAAAAUACUCAACUGUGAACCCCUGAAUGACACACACACACGCAUGCACAUCAGUCCCCUUAAAACGAAUUGGCUUUUUAGAAACACCAGAACAGUAAUUUGGCUUAAAAACAAAACCAAAAAACCUAAAAAUAUCAAUUGGCUAAAAAAAUGCGAAAAGCAAAUUGACUUAAAAAUGAUUGGCAUCAUGAAAGAAUCAGGCACCCCCCUUCCCUCUCUUCCCCAGGGACCUCGAGUCAGAUUGGCCGCGGCUCGGGCCCCUGACCGACCAGGAGAGGGGAAGGGACCCCAGAUCUGCAGGCAGGCACGUCCUUGCUCUGCAGCUAGCUCCGGCCCUCCACAGGGAGCAUUGGCCACCCUACGACAGCACAGCCCCUUCGCUCUGUCUUCCAUCCCCGAAAAUCACCGUGGAGCUGGUUGGGGGUUCCCAGGAAGACCGAAGGAGGGGAGAACAGAACAUGAAAACCAAAAUUUGUGAAAAUAAGCUUUAAUUGGCCCAAACCCCCAUACACCCUAAAGUCAAUCCUCCCCAAACCCACACCCCCCAAAUUCUCGCAUCUCAAUCCCCGCUCUAAAAAACAGGCAUCCCUGCAGACACCCCCCUACGUGCACACACACACACACACUCUCACACAUGCACAGCCCUCACACACUCUCAUGUACAUGCACACAUACACACACUCUCUCAUGCACACGCAGCCCCUCACGCACGCACACACGCACACAGACGAGUGAACCCAGCACGGUGCAGGUCGGACCACGUUCUGCCUCGGCCCCUUCUCUAAGCCGUUUGGUGAUGAGGUUUUCAUGGGCUGCUCUCCCCUCUGGACCCCUGGGAUGCACUCCUCGGGUGGGAGAGGGUGUGUCCCAGGCCUAGGUGGGCGACCCCUCUGUCUGAGGUGACGGAGGUGCCUUUGCCCACGACCCCCGUGGUGUGAGCCCCGAAGCCCCCCGGGCCCCACCGGCAUCCAUGCCCCCUCCCACCGUGUGGUGCAAGGGACGGGUUUGGUGGGACUGGAGGUGGCUGUAGCUGAACGGGGCGUGCCUUACAAAGUAGCCUGACCCCCUCGGUGUGCUCCGGUGAGAAAGACCUGGGGACCCCCCAGCACACCUAGGGACCAUCUUUGCGGGUCCUCUGGGGGCCUCUCAGAAAUGGGGGCUCCCGGGAGGCCGGCAAGGAUGGUGGGGAGUGUGGGAAGUCUGGCGGUUGGAGGGGCGGGUGGGGGGCAGUGGGGGCUGGGUGGGGGGACGCUCUGGAGCAGGAGGUGGUCCUGCGGGGUUUGGAGUAGCGGAGUCAGGAGUGACAAGGAGAUUUGCAGAAUUACGGAUUGAAUUAGGAGCCCAAAUUGUCGCCAAUUGAUCUGUUACCCCCCUUUAAUUGGUUUCUCCUGGGGCUUUUUUCCUUUUUUUUUUUUUUUUGACCCCUCCUUAGCUUUUUACGCGCUCACACACCAAAUUAAUCUUACUCCCCGUCCCACGUAACAGGGGGGCAGUGACCAAGCAACGACGCACGAAGCCACCACCACCACCUCUGCGGCUGAGCCGCACGUCCUGCUCCCCGCCAUUUAGCGCCCUGAUUCGGUUUUUGUUUUAAUCUGUCCCUGUCGCUUGGGUUGAGUGGAGAGAGUGGGCCUCCGUGGGGCGCUGGCCACUGCGCCCCACGGAGGAGCUGGAGGGGAAGGGAGCGGGCCGCUGCCCGGCCUGGCCUCUGGGGACGGUGGCUGGUCCCCUGAGGUCCUGAGGGGCGGAGGAGGGGCGGGGAGGUGUCUCCUCGGUGUCAGGAAGGUGCUCGGAGGCCACCAGGAAGAGGGGGCCCCUAGCUGGCUCAGGCCGGCUGGGGGGGAAGGGGUUGCAGGUGUGUGAGUCGAGGGGCUCCAUCAGGCUGGAGCAGGUGGCCGCCUUCCUUGCACUUGGGGAGCCCUCCCCCCACCCCUCGGUGACACCUUGCCCACCUCCUCAGCGCCCUGUCUUGUCCCCAGGAGGCUCCGAGCUCUGCAGGGCAUCCUAGGGUCCAGGCAGGGUGAGGCCGGGGAGCUGGGGAGGUCAGGAGGGUGCAGGCCCGCAGAGCAGGAGAGCAGGCGGAAAGGUCCAUCAGCCGGGGUCGCUUGGGCCCCGAGGCCCGCGGGUCUGGUGAUACCGAAGCAGCCACCACCUCGGUGCCUAGGGCUGUGGCAGGGACCCGGGCGGCUGGGAGGCUUACCUCACCCCCGCUUCUGCCCCCAGUGCAGCCCCCCUGCACGACAGCCCGACUAGCAUUCUAGAGGCCCGAGGCUUCUGGGCCCUGGCGACGGGGCUGGCACGACCCUGGGGGCGGUCCGUGCCAGUCCACUCGAGGCACAGAGGGCCCUUUGGCAGGCGUCCGGGGACUGGGCCAUUCGGACCAUUGGAUAGAAACCCAAAGAGCCAAAUCGUCGUAACUGGGACCCAGAUUGGCCUGAGAUCCAAAAAGACGCGGAGGCACCCUAAAUUGUCUGCCCAUCCUGCCGGACGCCCAGCCCAGCCAGUGUUACAUUCUGCCUCCUUUGGGAUGGGUGCUCCGGGACGUCUGCCAACGCUCCUCUGUGUCCCCCUGUGAGCAGCUCUCCGAGGGUUCUCAGCCAUCCUGACCCGGGCCCCCCUCUGACCUCCUGAGCCCCUGCUUGUGGCUGUCCAUCUUUUCUCCCCCCCUCAACUGUCUUCAGCAGGACCCCCUCUUGGGUCCCCCCCCGUUCCAUCACCUGAAGACCCCCACGUGCCGAGCACCGAAUGUCAUCUCGCCCGCUGCCCUGGUCCAUCUGGCAGUGGCUGGUGCGGGCCUCCACUCGCCCCCUUUAACAUGCUGAUAUUUCUGGCAAAACUCAUUGCUUGGGUUUUGUCUUUAACGUUUACUGCUUGCAAUCCCAAUAAAGCAUUCAAAUUUA